Molecule: messenger RNA, 642 nt
Organism: Saccharomyces paradoxus
Lineage: Eukaryota; Fungi; Ascomycota; Saccharomycetes; Saccharomycetales; Saccharomycetaceae
Gene: VMA16
Product: H(+)-transporting V0 sector ATPase subunit c''
Exons: 1
Coding region: 1-642 (213 amino acids)
Biological process (GO): proton transmembrane transport
Cellular component (GO): proton-transporting V-type ATPase, V0 domain
Molecular function (GO): proton-transporting ATPase activity, rotational mechanism
Source: RefSeq, a predicted model, not a curated record
AUGAACAAGGAAUCUAAAGAUGAUGAUAUGUCUUUGGGGAAGUUUUCCUUCUCCCACUUCCUAUACUACUUGGUGCUAAUAAUAGUAACAGUGUAUGGUUUGUACAAGCUUUUCACUGGACAUGGAUCCGACAUCAAUUUCGGGAAGUUCUUGUUAAGGACAUCCCCUUAUAUGUGGGCCAAUCUUGGUAUUGCCCUUUGCGUAGGCUUAAGUGUCGUGGGGGCAGCAUGGGGUAUUUUCAUUACUGGUUCAUCCAUGAUUGGUGCCGGUGUGCGUGCUCCAAGGAUUACCACCAAGAAUUUAAUUUCCAUUAUUUUCUGUGAAGUGGUUGCCAUUUACGGUCUGAUUAUUGCUAUUGUCUUUUCUUCGAAAUUGACUGUGGCUACUGCUGAAAACAUGUACUCAAAAUCAAAUCUGUACACUGGUUAUUCCCUUUUCUGGGCAGGUAUUACUGUCGGCGCUUCCAAUUUGAUUUGUGGUAUCGCUGUCGGUAUCACCGGUGCUACUGCUGCCAUUUCAGAUGCUGCUGAUUCUGCAUUGUUUGUCAAAAUCUUGGUCAUUGAAAUUUUCGGGUCCAUUUUAGGAUUAUUAGGUUUGAUUGUUGGUUUAUUGAUGGCUGGUAAAGCUUCUGAAUUUCAAUAA